AUGUCAACCUCAACGAGCCCAUUUUUGCUGUACGGGACAUUCUGGAUAACGCUAAUAUUUGCAGCUAAUGCACAGCGUCCACCCGUCUCGAUCGACUCAUCAUCACCAAACGGUUGGCUAGUGUCAGAUCUUUUGCACACGGAUGUGGUGACUCCAUUCGAGUUGCUCACCCUUCAACCAUCGCCCGAAAGCUCAUACUUUACAAUAAACAACAAGAGUCAGAUUCUUGUCAACAAGCCUUUAUCCGAGCUGAUCAACAAGCGUUUCCCUCUCUAUUUUCUUGCCUCACGUGCUCCAUUUAAACGAGUUGUCGUCGUGAAUGUGAAUGUUGUCGAGAGAUUCACAAAAUUCACCAAAACCGAUUACUUGGCCGAGAUCAAAUCGAAUAUUAAACGCGAUGAAGAAAUCGAUUUCGGAGAAGUGAUUCAACUGGCUGAUUUGUCGAGGAACGAGAUCCGCUACGUCGCCGCAACACCGAUUGCCGAGUUUCCCAUCAAAAUCGUGAACAUUCGCGAUGAGAGGCACCGACAUAUAGCAAAGGUCUACAUGACGCGACAAAUCCGGAAAAGUGACCCAAAUGAGUUCACCUUUUUCCUCAACGCUUUCAAUGGAAAAGAGGAAUUGUUGGCGACGACAAGAGUUCGAUUCAAAGUUUUGCCUGUACUCUCGCGAGCACCGGAAUUCGAGCCGAAAAACUGUGAUCUAGUUUUGCCGAGAAUUACAGCGCACACGAGUCUGACACGAGUGACGGCUAGCUCAAACGCUGGCGGAGUCGUGAUUUUCCGUGUCGAGCCCGAGUCAUCGCAUUUUGAUGUCUCCCCAUUGCAUGGGGAUAUUUUCUCGAAAAUCUCGCUCAUCUCAGGCAAUUACACGUUUAAUGUGGUGGCGAAUGAUCGAGAGGGACAAGAAACAAAGUUGUCAUGCAAGAUUUCGAUCGUUGUGGAAAAGCUGAAACGAAAUGCUCGCCAACUGAGCCAACAGCUCACAAUUCGAGUACCAGAAGAUCAUCAAAUUGGAUAUUUAGAUAAAAUGAAAACCACGGAAAAACUGCUGAACUCGCCGAUUGUUAAAGAUUCGUUCACCGUUUGGUCCGAUGGGAAAAUCGAGUUGACGAAGCCGCUAAACUACGAGAAACAACAAGAACACUCGACUGUCCUCGUUUUGCAAGGGCAUCGCGGUGCACGAGAGAUCCUCCUCCGUCUCAUUGUUGACAAUGUCGAUGAACCGCCCGCGUUUGUCAACGGACCGAAACCCUAUUUGGCGGUGGUACCGCUUGAUCGACCCAUUGGAUUCCACGUCUACAAGUUCGAUGCCCGAGAUGAGCUAGGUGAUGGAGAUUCGGACGUUGAAUACACUUUGAUCAACACUGAACCUCCGGGAAUGUUCACCGUUGACUCGACGAGUGGCGUUGUGAGAACGGCGGUGAAAAAAUACAAAGAAAAACACGUGUACAAGGCGUUCAUUCAAGCACGAGAUAAGACAACGAUCGGGAAUGUGACACAACUCUCCGAAGUUGCUGUGCUCGAGAUUCUGGCCGGUGAUCGUCCUCCACAAUUCGCGAAGCAAAAAUAUCUCGUCUCUCUAUCAGAAGAUAAUCUAAUCGAUUAUAGUGUGGUCGAUGUACGAGCGCACGGAUUUCGAUCGAUUGACGAGCGACGAAGCAAAGGGCCGAUCACGUACAAAUUGUACUCGACAGCCAAUGGGGACAGAGAAGAGAGCUCAUGGUUUGGCAUCGACGCCAAUUCGGGAAUCGUUCAUUUAAGGAAAUCUCUUGACUAUGAUGAUCCUGGACAUCCGAAAACGCAUCAACUUAUUGUGAUUGCUCAAGAAGACGGAAAAGAAGCGAUAGUUCCACUGGAGAUCAACAUUGCUGACAUCAAUGAUAACUCACCGAUUUUUAGUCGACCACUCUACACGGCUCAAGUAAAAGAGGACAUUCCAGCUGGUACUUUAGUACUAAAAGUCCACGCUGAUGACAAGGAUUCCGGAGUGAACGCGAAAAUUCGCUACCGACUCGAGGACGGGAAUUUCACGAUAAACGAGCACGGCGAGAUUUCACCAAAACGUCGAUUGGACGCCGAUCAGAAUAAAGAGCGUUUCUUCAUCUACAAGUUCAACGUAAGCGCUGAAGAUGGGGGAAAUCCGUCGAGAAGGGGAACGGCUAUGAUUCACAUCCGAACUGAGAACACGAAUGAUGAGGCGCCUGUGUUUUUGCCUACCGCUCAGUACACAGCUUGGGUGGCUGAAGAUGCGCAAGGAGGCACACCAGUUGUGCAAAUACAGGCCAGAGACCCGGAUCGAGAUCAAGUCGAGUACGCGUUUUUACUCGAUGAUGGAUCGGAAGUAGUCGAGACGAGGCUAUUCAAUAUUGACAAGGACACAGGAUUGAUCAAAUUACGCCCGGGUGUCGAGGCUGAGGAUCUGUUGAGAGAUCAUUCUCCGUACAAUUUAACGGUAUUGGCAAGGGAUGAUGGGUCGUGUUGCGAGGGGAAAAGCUCGACCCACACCGCCACCGCUACGGUAUUGAUUGGCAUCGAAGACGUGAACAACAAUAAACCGGAAUUCCGCGACUGUGACCGUUACAGUAAAAUCGCCAAGAUUAAAGAGGGUGUUUACAAGAAAAAUCCGCCAACAAUUAUUAAAGUCGAGGCAGUCGACGAAGACUCAUCGUCAAACGGUCAAAUCGUUUACUCACUCUAUUAUGCCCAGUCGGAGAGCAGAAAACCAUUCAUCAUUGAUAAACAAACGGGCGAGCUGAAACCGUCACCGCACGUGAUUUUCGAUCGAGAAACCCGACCGAGAGAAGAAGUCACUGUUAAGGCAACAGAUCGAGGCGAGCGUCCAUUGAUCGGUUUCUGUCAGUUUACUGUGGAAGUUGUUGAUGUCAACGAUAACGCUCCACAAUUCGAUCGAGCCAGCUAUGAGACAAGUGUGAGUCGAUCGGAGACAAUUGGAACCUCUGUCGUGACAGUGUUCGCUUUUGAUCAAGACGCUCCACACAAUGCCCGUAUCACUUAUCAAUUGGCUCCUGAUCCAUCAGCGGGAGCUGAGUUUAGCAAGGACAUCUCCUAUUUCGAGCUGUUAAACGGAAACUCUGGAGAGAUCACUCUGAUCAAUCCGAUUCCAAAAGAUCUUCACAAAGAGCGUUUCCAAUUUAAUGUGAUCGCCACAGAUAAAGGAGUGCCCGAGGCACAGAAUUCGACUGUACAAGUGACAAUCAAAAUCCAUGAAAAGGCUCAGCACGCGCCUCGAUGGCAAUCGAGUCCCGAUUGUCGUGAUGUGGUGACCAUUGUUGAGAAUACUGAACUAAACAAAGUGCUCCUCCGGUGUCACGCGGUGGCCGGCGACGGCUCGGGCAGUUCGAUUGUUUACAAACUAACAGCCACCGAUCCUUUGAGGGGAGUGAAAGCGGAUGCGAAAUUUCGUCAAUUCAGUCGAAUCGAUGAUGGAAGGGAAUGGGUUGAGGUGGCGAUUAUGGAGACACUCGACUACGAGCAAGCGCACAACUACACCCUCACCCUGACGGCUACGGAUGUGAACUCGCAAGUGUCAACCUCGAGAAGUUUUACCGUUCUUGUCGAUGAUGCGAAUGAUGGAGUGCCACAGUUCACCGUCGAUCUCUUUACGGGAACUGUUGAUGAGGAAUUGACACCGGCUGAAUAUCUAGAAAAGUUCAAGAAUCGUCCAAUCACUACGCUGAAAGCCGUCGACUCAGACUCGAAUGGGCCACAAAAUGAGGUACAUUACCGUAUUCUUGACGUAGAUCCGAUCGCCUCUCGACUUUUCCGAAUCGACGAAGUCACUGGCGAAAUUUUUCCAAAUUCGAAAUUUGAUCGAGAGCAAAAAGAUAUGUACAUUUUGACGAUUGAAGCUCGGGAUAAUGCGCCGAGCAGCUUGCCUGGAGUGCAUGGACCGAAUAAAGAUAAUGUAAAAGUGCAAAUUGUGAUCGGUGACGUGAAUGACAAUGCGCCGACUUUCGAUGAGCCGAAAUACACGGGCAGAGUAACCGAAAGCGCUGAACCGGGCCACGAAAUCAUCACGGUGAAAGCGCACGAUUUGGACAAACACUCAAAUCUCCGCUACGAUCUGACUGGGGCUUUCGGGGGUCGGAUUCCGUUCGGUGUGCGAACGGAUAGUGGAGCGAUUUUCGUGAAAGAACCACUCGAUUAUGAAAAGGAAAGUGUCUACCAAUUGCGUCUUCAAGUUUCCGAUGGCCGUCACAAUACGUCAACCGAUGUGCACAUUUAUGUCGAUGAUGUUAACGAUAAUCCUCCUGUUUUUGAAUUUCCAACUUACACAACGACCAUCCUCGAACAAGACAAAAAUGUGCCUAAAGUGCUCUUCCGGGUCAAUGCAACUGAUGCUGAUAAGGAUGAGAAAUCUCGUCGAAUCAUUUAUCGUUUGGAGGGACAAGGAGCUGGAGAAUUCUUUCGGAUUGGACGAGAAACUGGAGAGAUCGAAUUGAUAAAAGAAUUGGAUCGUGAUCCACCGCUUGGCGUGGCCACGUGGAAAUUCAUCGUUCAAGCUGUUGAUGAUGAUGGUCGAGGAUUGAUUGGAUACGCUGAUGUCCAGGUGAAACUAAAGGACAUCAACGACAACGCGCCAGUUUUCCCUGAGAAUCUCUAUGGGACGAUUGAGGAGAAUAGAGAUUUAUAUUCCCGAGACGGAGUUUAUAUAAUGGACGUUCGAGCACAGGAUUUCGACGAUCCAGCCACGGAUAACGCGAGAUUGGAGUACUCGAUCUUUGUCAAUAAAGAGCUUGAUGGAGAGCCGGUUUUCCGGAUUGAUUCGACGACCGGGAAAAUCUUUGCCAUGAGAAAACUCGACCGGGAACUGCCAUCGGAGAAACAAUUUGUGAUCAAAGUUCGAGCCACAGACAAAGGCACCCCACCAUUAGAGGGCUUUGGCAACGUGACGAUUCGUGUCUUGGAUAAAAACGAUAACGCUCCUUACUUUGAACGAGCGCUUUAUCGAGGCCAAAUCGCGGAAACGGCUCGAGUUGGAGAGGCGGUGAUGAGUGUUUUGGCUUUCGAUCCAGAUGAUGAAGCUAUUGACAACGUGUUCACAUACACUCUGAGCGAUGAUUCGAAUCGUUAUUUCUAUAUGACAACGGAUGGUGACUCGAGUGGCGGAUCGGUGGGAGUGCUUCGAGUGAAACAGCCCCUCGACUAUGAGGACGCGACACAAAGGGGUGGAUAUCAAUUGGAAGUAAAAGUGUCGGAUGGGAUUCACGAAGCGAGAACGAGACUCGAGAUUGAGCUGCUUGAUCGAAACGAUCACGCACCGGUGAUAGAUGGGCCGACAGAGAAGACGAUAAAAGAAGAUGCGAAAAGGGGACAUUUCAUUGCAAAGUAUACAGCGAGUGAUCGAGAUGACAAGGAUACGGCCAGGACGACAAAUUGCCCA
This is a messenger RNA of Mesorhabditis belari, 5406 nucleotides long. Lineage: Eukaryota; Metazoa; Nematoda; Chromadorea; Rhabditida; Rhabditidae. The record is from the annotation of a GenBank genome assembly.